AUGUUUCAUGUAUCCAUGACAGGACACAACUCAACAACAGGUCCCACAGUCAUGCUGGUCCAACUUCCCAAUGGACAGACAGUUCAGGUCCGCAGUGUAAUCCAGGCUCCACAUCCUUCUGUCAUCCAGACUCCACAUCCUUCUGUCAUCCAGACUCCACAUCCUUCUAUCUCCAACAUAGCAGAACGUGAGGAUUCUCAGAAGUCAGUAGACAGUGUGACUGUGUCUCAAAAAAGCAGAGAGAUUCUGUCACAACAAACUUCAAAUGGGAAAAUCCUGAAUGGCCUUUCAUCCGUGCUGGAUGUUCCUUGUAUCAAGGGGGGGAAGGUGGAGGAGGAUUUGUUUGCUGUGUCUGCCACACCCACAAUUAUCACAGAUACUCCACACAUCCCCACAUCCAUCUACCACAUCAGCAGUGGCCAAUACAUUGCAAUUACACAAUGUGGGGCCAUUCAACUUGCUAAUAACAUCACAGAUGGGGUCCAGGGCCUUCAAACUCUGGCCUUGACUAACGCAGCAGCAGCUGCCCAGCCUGGAGCCACGGUCCUCCAAUAUGCACAGACCAGUGAUGGCCAACAGAUACAGGUUCCCAGUAACCAGGUGGUUGUCCAAGGUGAGAAUGAGCAUCACUCAUUCAUUUUCUCCCGAUUUAUUCUCGACAUGAGUGUCACAGGGUUUGCUGUGCCAAUCUCAGCUGGCAUGACACAACCUGCCACAGACAAUCUCUCCUGCAAACGGGAGGUCCGCCUCAUGAGGAACAGAGAGGCAGCCCGUGAAUGUCGCAGGAAGAAGAAGGAGUAUGUUGAGUGUCUGGAAAACCGAAUGGCCAUCCUGGAGAACCAAAACAAGACUCUAAUUGAAGAACUUAAAGCCCUUAAAGACCUUUACUGCCACAAAUCUGAGUAA
Molecule: messenger RNA, 906 nt
Organism: Solea senegalensis (Senegalese sole)
Lineage: Eukaryota; Metazoa; Chordata; Actinopteri; Pleuronectiformes; Soleidae
Product: cyclic AMP-responsive element-binding protein 1-like
Exons: 6
Coding region: 1-906 (301 amino acids)
Biological process (GO): regulation of transcription by RNA polymerase II
Cellular component (GO): nucleus; ATF4-CREB1 transcription factor complex
Molecular function (GO): cAMP response element binding; DNA-binding transcription factor activity, RNA polymerase II-specific
Source: RefSeq, a predicted model, not a curated record